Molecule: messenger RNA, 1684 nt
Organism: Mangifera indica (mango)
Lineage: Eukaryota; Viridiplantae; Streptophyta; Magnoliopsida; Sapindales; Anacardiaceae
Exons: 7
Coding region: 350-1456 (368 amino acids)
Cellular component (GO): cytoplasm; membrane
Source: RefSeq, a predicted model, not a curated record
UUCUCAUCUCCAGAUUCUCACAUCACCAUUGAACACCACACAAAAAAGAAAUAAUCCUCUACAUAAUAAUCUAAAUUAAAAAUCUGCAACGGCACGAAUCAUAAUGAAUAACAAGCCUAGUCAAUGUAAAGUUUUGGAUCUCUGAAUCCAACGCGUCAUCUCCCGCGUUCAUCGCAUGAUCUUAAACUAAGAUCAAUGUCCUGUAUCUACACCAAGUCAUCCACGUAAUCACCCAGUUUUUUAGGCCGAUGUCUCUCGAAUUUGCAACUCGGAGAAACAGAUCCAGUUUAAUUUGAAGAUUGACGAAAGUGAGGUAACUCGGUUAACUCACUUCCUCCCGAACGCAGCCAUGGCCUCGCUUUCACCUCAAACGUUCUUUUCUCUAUCAAAACCCCAAAAACCGAAUUCAAAAUCGUUCUCAACACACACUACCCUCCCCUCAAAACUUGUUCAGAACCCCAUUUUCUCGAGAACCAAACAGAGAAGCCACAGCAACUGGGUGUUGAAUUCAGUGGUUCAAGAAGAACUUGACGUAAUCCCAGUACAAAGCCAAGACACUACAGACAUGCAAGAGGGCGUUGUGGUGGGUCGAGAGGACGGUGAGUUGGCGAGUCAGGUGAGUCAGGUUGGCGGGUUCAGUGAUGGAUCGUUGUCACUUGAAGGGUUCUCUUCAGCUUCUGCUUCAAGUUCAAUUGAAGAUGGAGAAAGAAGAGAAGAAAUGGAGAAGUUGAUUGAGAGAACUAUAAAUGCUACUAUAGCUCUUGCUGCUGGAACUUUUGCCAUCACCAAGUUGCUCACUAUUGAUCAAGAUUAUUGGCAUGGUUGGACCCUCUUUGAAAUACUAAGAUAUGCACCUCAGCACAACUGGACUGCAUAUGAGGAAGCUUUAAAGGAAAACCCGGUUUUAGCCAAAAUGGUUAUCAGUGGAGUGGUUUAUUCUAUAGGUGACUGGAUUGCACAGUGUUAUGAAGGAAAGCCCCUUCUUGAGUUUGACAGAGGACGAAUUUUAAGAUCAGGCCUUGUUGGUUUCACUCUACAUGGUUCCCUUUCACAUUACUACUACCAGCUCUGUGAGGAGCUUUUUCCUUUCCAAGACUGGUGGGUGGUUCCUGCCAAAGUAGUCUUUGAUCAAACUGUGUGGGCAGCUCUUUGGAACAGUAUAUAUUAUUCAGUUUUGGGAUUCUUGCGGCUUGAAUCUCCAAUCAGUAUUUUUAAAGAGUUGAAAGCAACAUUCUGGCCCAUGCUGACAGCUGGGUGGAAACUAUGGCCAUUUGCUCAUCUUGUUACCUAUGGCCUAAUCCCAGUUGAACAAAGGCUUCUUUGGGUGGACUGCGUAGAACUCAUUUGGGUGACAAUACUCUCAACUUACUCAAACGAGAAGUCAGAAGCGAGAAUUGCAGAAGCACCAAUGGAAGCUGCCUCCAGUUCUCGGUCUCUAACUCCUCCCAAGGAGUAAAUUAAAACAAUGCAGAAACAGAGGGUGAAAUGGCUGUAGCAUGACUGAUUGCCAGUACAUACUGUAUAUUAUGCACAUCUUCUGCACUGGCUUGUGUAUGUAUUAUGAAAUAUUUAUAUUUUUGGGAUAGCGGAACCACCAAGUGUAAAGAACAUGACAGAGCAGCUUUUGUCUUUAAAAUAUUCACAAGAAAUUCCAAAUUCUUGAUUGAGAAGGUUGAACCUGCAA